GAGCAGGUCGAGCAGAAACUGCAUGGGCCUACAGUAACAGUAGCUUAACGGCAACAACAACAACAACAACGCUGCCAUCUGGGACGGCAGCAAGAGUUUUGAAGAGUUUGUUCGCUUCAGUCCUAGACUCUCAUUAUUAGGUAGGAACAUAAGCUUCGUAAACAUGAGACUUCGGUCGAGAAUUGUUUCUGUUGAUAACCCGUCGCCUCAACUCAACUCGCCGAGGACUCCUUGUCGUCGUCGACCGGAUUUGAAUCGAGUUCCGCGAAUAGAGCAAAGCCGCUCUCAGGAUGUGCAGGAGGUUUUGCAGGACUGCUCCAAUUUGUACUGCAAUGCCGUCCCAACUGCAGCAAAGCGCCCACGUCUGAAACGUGGAAGGAAGAGGGCCCUACCAGUCGAGGAGUCUAAAGCAGAAUCUGAUUUCAAGACGCCAGUCCGCCAUCGCCGAGAGAGGCAUCCCUCAUCAGUCAACCCCGCUGCACGCAGCCUCUACUCUCCUGUAGUGCGUUUCCUCACUCCCACCAAAGACAAUGAGCGGUCUAGCAGUGGUGCAGUGUUCAGCCCUGAACAGUGUGUGUUUGGCUACAGUUCCACUGGCCCACUCUCAGAAGACGAGGAGAAUGAUGAAGUAUUCAGCCCAUUCACAUUCAUCAAAAACAUUCCAAACCAGUCACAACAGUACAGACCUGCCUCUGCUCUCCGGGACAUCCCACCAAAGACAAGGAGCACACCUGCAGCCACUAUGGUGCUAGAUUUGGAUGAAACACUUGUGUUCAGCUCACUUAAUGUGAUUGAAGAUGCUGAGUACACGUUUAACACAUGCUUCCAAGAUCAAGAGUACAAGGUAUAUGUGGUUCUAAGGCCACAUGUGAAUGAGUUUCUACAAGCUAUGGCAAAACAUUUUGAGAUGUUUGUUUACACCUCUGCCAAAAAAGAAUAUGCAGAAAUGAUUGUGGACAUAUUGGACCCCAAAAAAAAACUGUUCAGGCACCGUUUGUAUCAGGACGACUGUGCUUGUGUUCUCGGACACUAUAUUAAGGACUUGGGGGUGCUGGAAAGAGACCUUUCAAAGACAGUGAUUCUGGACAAUGCACCUCAUACUUUCCCAUACCAUCUAAUGAACAUGAUUCCCAUAAAGAGCUGGUCUGGAGACAAAGACGACAAAGAGCUCCAGAGGCUCGUCCCUUACCUAGAAAAACUGGUCCAAGCAGACGACUUCAGGACUGUUCUGAAGAGGAGGACAGACCAUUUUCACCGUUUGCUGUCUGAGGAUUAAAGUUCUGAGUCCUCUUUCAUGUAUAUAUGGUUUCUUUUUUGUGUAAAUAAUAAUAAUGCUAGAUGUAAAUAAUGGUGUCACCCUUUUCCCAGUAGAUGUACAUGUUUAAUCCCAGUUCACUUUUGCCUGAAGACUGAAUUAUUUUGAUUGGGUCCAGUCAUUUUUUUUCCGUUCUUUUUACUAUGCAUGCUGAAAGGGGAAUUCUGCUGACUUUCAGUUGUUAGAUAUGGCCAUACUAUGCCUUUUAAGAGAACUUCUGCAGAAAUCUUAGUCUUCUCAGUAAGUAAAAACUAAAAGAGGAGUUACCUGCAGCCAUUUCACCAAAUCACAUGACACUUCUGUGUGGUGCUUAGGAAAUAUGCCAGACAUGUAUCUGUCCAGUGUGAUUGGCUCUGGUGGUGGAUGUUUUAUUUUCUCCAUUCCAGUUGCAGAAUGGCUGAUGCGUUUUGAGCCAUACUUGAAAGUUAAAAAUUGUUGUUCCCCAUUAACCCAUUAAUGUCCAUAUCUAAAAUAUUACAUUUCUUUUGAGAACAUAAGCACAAAUCUGAAUACUUUUUCCCUUUCAAAUACUCAAACCAUGUAGCUAAAAAUCACUUAUUAAAUUGAAUCUUUUGGUCACCUGGCCAUUGAUUAUUUAACUAAACAAAAUAUGACAUUCAAAUGGAAUCUGUUAGAUGUUUAUCUAGUGUAUGACUGUACAACACUUUCCCACUUUAGACCAUUUAGCACAAGAUAUUUUUCUAUUGUAUUAUUUUGGACAUGAAUGGGUUAAGACAGUUAGAUCUGAAAUGUAGAAGUAAUGACUCAUCCAAACCACCUUCACUGAGGUUAGGUUGGUUGUAUGCUUUAAUUUGACAGUACGUAUUAGGUUAAUUUAAUGCAGAAUCCUUUGUCCUGAUACAUUUUAAUAAUUUUGAUGUAUUUAUAAUCUUAUGUUUUUUACAUGACACCUUAUGUAUAAUACAUUGUCAUAUUUGUACAUUUUGUUCAGAUACCUACUUCUAAAUUGCAUUCCUCAACUCUGCCACUUUCUCAAAUUUUUAGAAUAAAAAUAAAGUAAAUUUUG
Messenger RNA from Colossoma macropomum (tambaqui), 2342 nucleotides. RefSeq names its product CTD (carboxy-terminal domain, RNA polymerase II, polypeptide A) small phosphatase like 3 (gene ctdspl3). The coding region runs from base 164 to 1276 and encodes 370 amino acids. The transcript has 11 exons. Gene Ontology annotation, molecular function: phosphoprotein phosphatase activity. Lineage: Eukaryota; Metazoa; Chordata; Actinopteri; Characiformes; Serrasalmidae. The record is from RefSeq and is a predicted model, not a curated record.